Messenger RNA from Cladophialophora psammophila CBS 110553, 456 nucleotides. RefSeq lists its product as uncharacterized. NCBI's taxonomy places the organism in Eukaryota, Fungi, Ascomycota, Eurotiomycetes, Chaetothyriales, Herpotrichiellaceae. Gene Ontology annotation, molecular function: transcription corepressor activity. The coding region runs from base 1 to 456 and encodes 151 amino acids. The record is from RefSeq and is a predicted model, not a curated record. The transcript is spliced from 2 exons.
AUGCUGAUCUGUCUGGGUGUGGGAGGCAGUCCAUUGAUUGUUGCAACACCAGCCCCCCCCUUUUGCGCAAUUCACAAAAGGAGAAAACAACUUGUCGUGCGACAAUGUCCUCCGCCACCGCGAGGCGUAGGAAGCCCGCCGCUCUCUUCGCAAUCCUACCGCUCCGCUACCAUUACAGCAUCGAAUGGCCCGGUUGGCGCGACCACCUCGUCAGCCUCUGUCCUGGACAACCUACACAGCCCAAACGACGCAGCGACCAAGCUCGCCGAGGCGAUCGACGACUUUCUCGGCGACCUGGAGAAGAAGUUCAAGGGGAUAAGCGAUGAGAUACUCACGAAGCUCGAUGACAUGGCAGAGCGGUGUGAUCGGCUGGAGCAGGAGAUGUUGUUGAGGGACGCGAGUGCGAUGGAGAAUGUCGGCGGUGGCAAGGCCGGGAGCACGGCCGGGUCGAGCUGA